Molecule: messenger RNA, 1749 nt
Organism: Rosa chinensis
Lineage: Eukaryota; Viridiplantae; Streptophyta; Magnoliopsida; Rosales; Rosaceae
Exons: 3
Coding region: 523-1182 (219 amino acids)
Source: RefSeq, a predicted model, not a curated record
CCUUGCGGUGAGCUGAUAAAGCUCAUGUAGACAAGCUUCCAAAUUCUUUUUUUUUUACUGACGAAAAUGUCCCUUAACACACAUGAGGAAGACAGACGAGAUAGAGGGAGAGAGAGAGAGAAAGAGGGAAAGGGAAAGAGAGAGAGAGAAAGAGAGCUCGAGAGAGAGAAUAGAGAGAGGUGGAGAGAGAGAAAGAGAGAACAGAUCUGGAUCGGGUCAAUCAAGGAGACAAAUUUGAAAAUCUCACUCAAAUAUGAAGUUUGAUUUGUAAGCCAGAGAGAGAAGAGAUCUAGAUCAGUAUCGAUAUUCGGAUCGAGCUUGAGAUCAAUUAAGGCGAUGAAUCUAAAGUUUUCAUUCAUACAUGAACUUUGAAUUAUAGAUCUAACACUUUGAGGGUAUUUUAAUUUGUAUCCAGUGGCUGAGGAUCUGCUGUGAAAAAUCAUGUGGAGAAACCUGAGAAAUUCAAGGGUUCGGAUUUCAAAUGCUGGCAACAGAAGAUGUUGUUCUAUUUGACAACUCUUCAUGUGGCAUAUGUUCUCACAACCGAGGCUCCAAAGGCUCUUCCCGAAGGAGAUGGAGAGAAUGUUCCAACUGAUGCUCAAAAGGUCGAAAAUCAGAGGGCCAUUGUUGCCUGGGGAGUUUCUGUGCAGGACCUAUAUUCUCAAUGCCUUAGAUGAUUCCUUGUAUGACAUCUUUUCAUCCUUCAAAACAGCAAGGGAAUUGUGGGAGUCGUUGGACAACAAGUACAAGACUGAAGUUGCCUGUUCAAAGAAGUUUGUCAUUGGCAAGUUUCUGAACUACAAGAUGGUCAAUGCCAAGUCUGUUUUCAAGCAAGUGGAGGAACUCCAAGUCAUUGUUCAUGAGUUAGAUGAAGAAGGUAUGGGACUGAACUCAAAUUUUCUUGUUGGUUCUGUUAUUGAAAAGUUACCUCCUUCAUGGAAAGAUUUCAAAGUUUAUCUGAAACAUCUAACUGAGGACAUGAAUUUUGAGCAAUUGGUACUAAAACUUCCUGUUGAAGAGGACCACCGUAGAAGUGAAAGGGCUGAUGCUACUUCUAUGGAGCCAACUGCUAACAUGGUUGGAGGGAGUCCAUCAAAGGCCAAGUUUCAGAAAAACAAGGGCAAGAAUGAUGUUGCCAAACCAACUCUUGCUACUGCUGCAAAGAAGCCACUCGCCCCAUAAAAGAACAAGGCCUUCAAAAAGCCACAAACUGGAGGUUGUUGGGUGUGCGGCAAACCAGGGCAUAGAGCAAAAGAGUGUCGCUUCAAGAAAGAUCAAGGAGGUGGAGGUUCUGGAAGUUCCAACAACCUAGCAAACCUUGCUAAAGAUCAAUUCAUUGUUGUGGUUUCUGAGGCAAAUUUGGUGACUAAUUCAACCGAUUGGUGGAUUGAUACCGGUGCUACAAGGCACGUCUGCUCUGCAAAGGAGAUGUUCAUUCCAUACCAGCCAAUCAAGGAAGAAGAACCUCUGUUCAUGGUGAAUGCCACAACUGCCAAAGUUGAAGGAAAAGGGAAGGUGAUUCUGAAAUUCACUUCAGGAAAAGAUCUUGUACUCACUAACGUACUUCAUGUGCCUGAAAUCUGCAAGAACCUAGUGUCUGGUCUUGUUCUAAGCAACAAGGGAUUCAAACUAAUGUUCGAAUCUGACAAAUUUAUACUCACCAAAGGUGGGGUGUAUGUAGGAAAGGGUUACCUUAGUGAAGGGCUCUUUAAACUAAAUGUUGUACCUACUAUGGAUGCUAUUAUUAAU